Molecule: messenger RNA, 1008 nt
Organism: Rotaria sp. Silwood2
Lineage: Eukaryota; Metazoa; Rotifera; Eurotatoria; Philodinida; Philodinidae
Source: the annotation of a GenBank genome assembly
AUGAUUCAAAUAACAAUAUUGUUGUUUUAUUUUACAUGGUUCUUAAACAACAAUGUGGUCUUAAGUGUUCAACCAUAUUUUCCUUCACAAGUCACAUUUUCUAUUAAUAAUAAUGGUGGUGAAACUAUUAUGGCAAUCGAUGAUGUCAAUCAGAAAGCAUAUCAAACAUAUACAUCACGUGCAUCAGGACAACGAUAUGGUUUUGUGAUGCAACAUUUUCCCUAUACUAUUCCGAAUUCACCAGAAUCGAAGCAUUAUGUUGAAAUGGCAACAUCUAAUACAUCAAACAGUUGUUAUUAUGGUACGUAUUGGGAAUAUGGUGUUGGUACAUACACUUCAUUUCCAUCUCAUUGGUACUAUAAUAUGACUACAUUUAAAAUUGGAAAUUAUGUCAAAUUUACAUAUCCAAUGAUACAUUCGUCUAAUCAUACACAAGAAAAUGAAGAUUAUUGGUAUGCCAAUGAAAUGUGUGAUGUCGAUCCUGAUCAACAACAUCCAUGUGAAGAGAUUUAUUUUGUUAAAAAUACAGAUAUACCUUUACGAACAACACGAAUUGUUCGUCGUGGGUGGAUAGUUUUACAAGAGACAACCAAGUAUAGAAUCAUAUCGAUUGGUAAACCUGAUGAUCGUCUUUUUGAUAUAAUUCCAAAAGACUGGGCAUAUAAUUGUAAAGACACAUCCUUAGGUCUUUUAUACUAUCCACAGACAUCAAAAAUCACUUUGAAUCAAAGUUCAUCAGUACAAAUUUGGCUUAUUAGUCCACCACAUCGAAUUUAUGGGAAUGAUACAGUCAUUGUUGAAUGGCAACCGGAUAGUAGUUCUGAAUGUAAAGAUUGUGUAAUAUGGACACCUGAACGUUUAUAUUUCAAUUCGGAGAAUUUUGAAAAACGACAAGAACUUGUUGUAACUCGUGUUAAAAAUGGAGGCAAACAACGUCUUAUUCCAGUACUUCAUGGCGGUGGAUAUGAAACAGUUUUUACAGGCGUCUAUCCAAUUUAUAUUGAAUAG